Messenger RNA from Arctia plantaginis, 2907 nucleotides. The record is from the annotation of a GenBank genome assembly. NCBI's taxonomy places the organism in Eukaryota, Metazoa, Arthropoda, Insecta, Lepidoptera, Erebidae.
AUGUCGGACUGGUAUUGGCGGGUAUUCGCUCUAAAGGCAGCUUUUGCUUUAACAUUUAUUGUAUGUAGUAUACGAGCUGACGAUACAGUGCAACAGUUACCGUUCUGCAAUCCCACGAACGUAAACGAAGACUCUGCUUUAAAAGACCUAGUUAUCGUCAGCACCUUAGAUGGGAGGCUAAGUGCAUUCUCCACAAAAAAUGGUAACAAGGCAUGGGACCUUGAGACACAGCCGUUGCUGUCCUCUAACUUGCAUCAUGUCGAGCUUACAUCAGGAGGUAAAUGGGUGCGAUUGGUGCCAUCCCUCACCGGUUCACUGUACAGCCUCAGUGGGGACACGAUUGAGCCCCUACCGUUCAACGCGGACCAACUGCUAUCCUCGUCAUUCAAAUACUCCGAUGACCUGGUCAUAGCCGGUGCUCGAGAAACACACUGGUUUGGUCUGGAUGCUCUUACAGGCAGUAUUAUAUACGAAUGUGGGUCAGGCGGAUGCAACAGCGAGGAGCAGACUGCUGGAGCAGGCCGCGAUGUUCUGGUACUCAGGAGGCAUUCCAACACUGUACGAGCACUUGACCCUAGAAAUGGCAAUGAAAAAUGGAACUUUAGUGUGGCCGAACACCAGGUGGCGCUAUCGAAGCGUGAGUGCGCGGGAACACCUACGCCCUCGGGACCCAUCGCGAUGGCAGUCGCCUUACCAGAAGGGAUGAUCACUAUCAAGGAUACAGAUGGCACCAGCUUCUUAUGGCAACAGAAGCUGGAUGCUCCAGUAGCCGGCAUAUGGCGACUGCACUCCGGUACUCUCCAGAGCAUCGACGUCCUGUGGGAGGCGACUCAAACCUUGGUCGAGGGAGGGAUCGCACAAAAGCCCUCGUUAUACAUCGGUGUACAUAAUAGACAACUGUACAUCCAAGAGAGUGAACUCUACUCGCAUAAACUGGAGACUGCGGUGUCGGUGAAGCCGCAGCAGUGGAAGCUCGUGACGUCGCGACCGCAGCCGCAGCUCCCCGCCGCCCCCGCCCCGGCCCCCGCCCCCGCCCCCGCCCGCCCCGGCGACACGGCGCUGAGCGUGCACGACACCGACGCCAACGCCUUGUCGCUCAUCACGCUCUACGGGACCAACAUCGGGGAUCACGGCUACUUUGUCUAUCAGUACGAAACUUGUGAACAAUCCGUCCAGGUCACUGACAACGACUUUGAUGAGGCUGGACAACCAAACACGAGCGAUGAUGAACCAGACCAUCACCACAUCCACGUGCAUAUAUCUUCACUAUGGUACUGGUGGAAAGAAGUAGUGCUUAUAGCGAUAUCAUCAGCUCUAUUGAUGAAUUUGAUGAUCUGGCCGAGGAUUAUCGCGCCCAAGAUCAGACCUGUUACGCCUUUGCCUACUAGUCAAGAACAGGUGGUGGUGCAGGUGUACGGCUACGCGCCGGAGCCGCUCCCCCCGCCCCCGCCCCCGCUGCCAGUGGCGGAGUACUGCGGGCGCUACGACAGCGACUUCAAGGCGGUGCGACUGCUCGGCAAGGGCGGCUUCGGGGUAGUGUUCGAGGCCAUGAACAACAUCGACCAUUGUUCGUAUGCCGUCAAGAGGAUCACUUUGCCCAGGAAAGAGGCGAAGCGCGAGCGCGUGCUACGCGAGGUGCGGGCGCUGGCCAAGCUGGACCACGAGCACAUCGUGCGGUACUUCAACUCCUGGGUGGAGGAGCCGCCCCCUCACUGGCAGGAACAGCGGGAUGCCACUUGGAUGAAGGAACUGGAAGGCGCGUCUUUGGCUAUGACAGAUGAUUACUACGGAACAUCCCGCACACCUGCCAAGAAACCACCGAAGGAUGUCUUAUUGGACUUGAGCAGUAAAUGCUCACUACCCCCCAAGAGACUCAGAUCCCAAAGUUGCAACGAUUCAGUCAGCAUAGUCUUUGAUAAGAACGCCCCCGAUCACUUGACAUCAGCCCACCUGUCCAACACCCCAGUCAACAUCACCCCCGACUCUAUCGCCAAACCUCCAUUAAGCGAUGACGACUCGUUCAUAGUGUUCGCCAACUCCGAACAUACAGAGAACGCCGUUGACGAAGAUGAAGAUGAUUCAGAGUUGAAGAAUUCUUCAUACAAUAAGAGAUUGGAGAGAGUCAAGGAGUGUGAUUAUAAGACUGAAACUACAACUAGCAGAAAGAAAAAGAAGGGCCACACCCGUCACUGGUCGCUGGACAUGGUGGUGAGUAGCAACGAGCUUCCCCCUCCCGGCCCCAGCACCGCGAGCUACAGCCCCCAGAUGUACCUUUAUAUACAGAUGCAGCUGUGCCGCAGGGACAGUCUGCAUGACUGGCUCCGGCAGAACGUCUCGUGCGAUGCCAGAGCUGAUAAGGUAAAAAUACUGUUUAGUCAAAUAGUGUCAGCAGUGGAGUACGUGCACCUGGCGGGGCUGAUCCAUCGCGACCUGAAGCCCAGCAACAUCCUGUUCGCGCCGGACGGGCGGGUCAAGGUGGGCGACUUCGGCCUCGUCACCGCCAUGAGCGAUACUUCGCAGGAUGGAGAGACGCCCGACGCCCCCGACGUGUAUCAGAGACAUACGUACCAAGUUGGUACUCAUCUGUACAUGUCCCCUGAACAACUGCUGGGUCGUCCGUACAGCUACAAGGUGGACAUCUUUUCCCUGGGACUGAUCCUGUUCGAGUUGCUGCAACCGUUCGGUACGGAGUCUGAACGGAUCACGUGCUUACAGAGACUCAGAAAUGGACACUAUCCACAAGACUUUCAGAAGCAAUAUCCACAUGAGACUGAUGUUCUGAAGCUGAUGCUAAGUGAGGAGCCGUCGAAGCGCCCCACGGCCACAGGAGUACGGGCGCGCGCCCCCCUCUACCAACUCACCGAUACCAAGUACCACUUCACGUUGCCUCUCAUGAUUGCGGCAUAA